Molecule: messenger RNA, 1902 nt
Organism: Myotis davidii
Lineage: Eukaryota; Metazoa; Chordata; Mammalia; Chiroptera; Vespertilionidae
Gene: ANKLE1
Product: ankyrin repeat and LEM domain containing 1
Exons: 9
Coding region: 1-1821 (606 amino acids)
Molecular function (GO): endonuclease activity; protein binding
Source: RefSeq, a predicted model, not a curated record
AUGGAGGCCUCUUUGGCGGCCGUGGGCACCUCCAAGGCUGUGGAGGAGCUGCUGCGCCGCGGCGCGGACCCCAAUCUGGUGCUAGCGGACGGCGCGGCAGCUGUCCACCUGGCGGCAGGAGCCCGGCACCCACGCGCUCUGCGCUGCCUCAAGGCUCUGCUGUGUCGAGGCGGGAACCCCAACGUGCGAUCGGCCGAGGCGCUGACACCGCUGCACGUGGCCGCCGCCUGGGGCUGUAGCCGCAGCCUGGAGCUGCUGCUGAGCCAGGGAGCCGACCCCCGGCUGCUCGACCAGGAUGGACUCCGGCCACUGGACCUGGCAGAACAGCAGGGGCACCAGGACUGUGUGCGCGUCCUCAGGGAGCUCCCAAAGCUGACUAGGACCCCUGCCCGGACCCGGUUAGAGACCCAGGAGCCGGAGCCUGAGCCCAGCGGCUCAGCCCUCAAGGGAAAGGGGCUGGAUGCCAGCCCCUCUGGACCUCCCAGUGUGAUGCUGGACUCCACAGGCCUGGGCAGCAGGGACAGCAGGGACAGGGACCUGGAGGCUAGCCCUGGACCCUCCAGCCUCCUCCCCUGCCCUGAAGUUGCUGACAAGGGUGGCGGCUUGGAGUCCUCCCCUGGGUGCUGGGACUGCAGCUCAGAUGCCUCCUUUGUCACAGCAGUGGAGGCUUCUGGAUCCCAGGACCCAGCCCCGCAUACAUACCCCCGGGCUGGGCCAUCGCCCAGGCAGCAACUCCUGCCUCAUCUCCGACCAUCCCAGAGGAGGCUAAAGUCUCCGGACACCCCACAGCCGGAACAUGGAGCCAUCGUGACGGACAAGGAGGCCGAAUUAAAAGCCCUCCUACAGGCCCUGACUCUGACCUCCCCCUCCCACACGUCCCCAGAGAGGAGCCCAGCCCACAGCCCCCCUCCGCAACCACUGCUUGGACCCCUCGACUUCCACUUCCUCACAGAUGACCAAUCGUCCCUGGACAGUGAGGGGGACACCCUCUGGCUGACGGAGGACGAGGUGCAUCCCACAGGGGGCAGGGACCCAGUGCCCUCUGGUGGGUGUCUGCCAGUCAUGUCUGACCGGGAACUGCUGCAGAGGCUCCGGGCUCUGGGUGAGAGCCCAGGCCCCGUCACGCCCUUCACCCGUCCACGUUACCUCCGCCGACUCCAAGAAGCCCAGGCUGCUCCCGGCCCAGACUUUUCAGGGCACAGCCCAGAGCUGACUGAGGCCCUGAGGACAGGCCGAAUCCCAGACGCCCAGGCAGAUGAGGAUGCACUUGCCCAGCAAUUUGAGCAGCCGGAUCCCCGCAGAAGGUGGCGGGAGGGGGUGGUGAAGUCCAGUUUCACGUAUCUGCUGCUGGACCCCAGGGUGACUCGGAACCUGCCGGCACGAGCCUCCUCGCUAACUCCAGCUGAAUGCCUUCGGACUUUCGUCCACGCCAUCUUCUACGUGGGCAAGGGAACCCGGGCCCGGCCCAAUGUUCACCUCUGGGAAGCCCUUGGCUACCGUGGGAGGUCAGGAAAGCAGGCCUGCCCCAAAGUGCGCCAGAUCUUGGACAUUUGGGCCAGUGGUCGUGGAAUCGUGUCCCUGCAUUGCUUCCAGCAUGUGGUCGCUGUGGAGGCUUACACUCGAGAGGCGUGUCUUGUGGAGGCUCUAGGGAUCCGGACACUGACCAACCAGAAACAAGGACACUGCUAUGGAGUGGUGGCGAGCUGGUCACCCAGCCGCCGCUGCCGCUUGGGAGUGCAUCUGUUGCAUCGCGCCCUCCUUGUCUUCCUGGCUGAGGGCGAGCGAGAGUUGCGACCCCAAGACAUCCAGGCCUGUGGCUGAGCACUGGGAAAUUGCCCAUCCGGGCUGGGUGGAGGUCAGGGUGUUUGAAUGUUCCAGCUGCCCUGUGCUGAAAGCAGCCUU